Wyeomyia smithii (pitcher-plant mosquito) is the source of this 9439-nucleotide messenger RNA. RefSeq lists its product as uncharacterized. The record is from RefSeq and is a predicted model, not a curated record. Lineage: Eukaryota; Metazoa; Arthropoda; Insecta; Diptera; Culicidae. The coding region runs from base 5647 to 6399 and encodes 250 amino acids. The transcript has 3 exons.
AAUCAACGACGAAAAGUUAUGAGAAGUUUAUUCCGAAUAUCUAUUGAGUUUGGAAAAUCAUAAGACGCGGUGAGCCGCAGAAUUUCCAGCUUUUGCUGCCCUCACCAACUAAUCAACACUUCUGAUGUACAGUCAAUUUCUCGAGCGACACCCAGCAUAUACCUACAACAAUAUGCACACAUUUUGCACAGCAUUGCAAAACGAUAACGAUGUACAGCAACGUUGCUGAAACUUCCACAGUGGACCUUCCUACUUAUUUGAUUGAACAAACGGAUAAACACCGGGCGUCUGUCGAGCUAUAAAAUAAGUAUGAUGUUGUAAAAUAAUACAUAUUGUUAUUACUUUUAGUUACCUACAUAGCAUCGAGGAAAAUUUAUUGAACAAAUAGCGAAACGUAAAAAGGUAAUUACAGUUAACUAGAUAUAGAGGAAGUUUAGAUUUUUCGUUCACUAGUGACGAUGAUGCAAACAAAGUCAUACAUUUAUAUAUAUUUAUAUAUAUUAUAUAUAUAAUCGCGAUAAAAUCGUAAAUCUUCGAUAAGUGAAAGACUAUAUACUAUUUAUGUUAUAUCAAUUUUUGACAGCGCCAGUUUGUAUCGUGUUCAGUUUUAGUUUAAUUUGUUUCCAUUAAAACAGACCGAUCUUUCUGUGCAAUCAAACAAACAAAAAUAAUAAUAACCGAUGCCCGCGGUGAAAGCAUUGUAAGUUGUGCGUGCGAUAUUUAGGUCGGUAUGAAGAAAAAAAAAACAAAUCUAUGCCUGCACUCAUUAUUACUAAACUGGUGAACUCGAAAAACUAUUUAUAUUACUUUUUACGAAUGAAAAAAGUUAGCUACUAUAUUAUUAUCGACAUAACCCCAAAAAAAAAAAAAAAGAGAUGAAAUAAUUUCGUCGGUGAGCAGGUUAUGAACUGACACAAUUUUUUUUAAUUAUUUUAAAAAAUGAAGUGAGUGAAGUAAAAACAGGAAAAUCUGAGUACACAAGCACAAAUAACAUGGAACAAAACGGAUUAUUCAUUUAGGAGCAACUGUGAAGCAAAGGAAACGAUAAUACGAAAAUAGUAAUAGUUUAAAGUUACUGAAAAUUGUAGAGAAUAGGUUCACCAAAAAUAUCAUAUCUAAAGCUUUACGAAGAAUGAAAACACAGUGAAAGGAUAAACUCUUAGAAGCAAGCAACAAGCAUAACUCAAAUUAUCAAACAAUAAAUUAUUUAAAAGAUGCAAAAAAAAAACAAAUAAUGAGAAAUGCAAUACUAACAGUAAACAGUAACAGAAAAAAAACAGCUUCAAUAUUUUCAAAUUUUGCAAAAAAAAAAACAAGUGAAUCAAGAUUAGUUUUUGGUUUUAGUGACAUCAUAACAUACAUUCCAAAAAUUCAAAAUUAAAUAAAUUUUGACAAAUGCAAUUAGAUUCUAAUUUGAAUAUUUCUCUAUCUAUCUUAACUGCAUGGUUCAGUACCAUAUAUUCUCGUUUAAAAAAAAAAAAAAAAAACAUGAUUUUCUUUUUAUUAUAAAUCGCCUUGUUCUGGUACACGAAGCUGGUCACUUCUGUGUACCCGAAUAAAGAAACAGCUUUCAUCUUGAGCCUGACCAGCCUAAGGUGGGAGUAACGUUUUAACUUUAGCUUGUUUUUGUCUCAUUUUCACUUACCAAAAUUCUUCCUUUAUUCAAAAUAAUCCUUUUCCUCGAGCUCUAAAACUAAACUAAACUAAAAUACUACGAUUAAAAAUUGUCGUUAUGAGAGCGCGGUGAAAGCCCGCAACAAAAAAAAAAUAUAUAUAUUUAUUUAUUUAUUAAAGAGCUGCUAGGUGAAUAGGCUCAAAAUCCCUAGCAGCCUGCCCUGCUAUGCGAAUAGGCUAAAAAUCCAUAGCAAGGCAUAGAAAUUAAGAAAAAUAUAUUCCUGGGAGCCAUGUUAUAAAAUAUAGUAGAAUAGGGUAGCAGGCCUGCACCCAAUCAAUAAAUAAAAUAUUAAAAAUAAUUGGAUGGAAUUUUGCCCCAGAUGCCCGAACCAAAAUGGUUAUCGGAUGCCCGGGUGAAUAAGAAGUGCACGGACUCUAGCGUCUCGUAGCCAUAAUAAGUUAAUUUUUUUAAUACCCCGGAUGCCUGGCACUUUAAAGAUGACCAGAAGGACGUCAUAAGAUUAAUAAGAGAUUUAAACUUUAAUCCUUUACGAUCAUUUUCAAUAACUAUUGUGUAAUAAACAUAAUUAUAACUUUAUAAUACCAUAAAAAUAUUACAAAUUUUUAUAAUUAAACACAACAAACAGAAAAGCAGUCCAAUUAUAUACCUUAAAUUAAGUAAUUCAUAACCUAAAAUUUAUACACUUAUUAUUAGUUAACAUAAUAUACCUUUUCAUUGGUUUACUAAUCCUAAUUCCUAAUUAUAUUUCAAUUCGUUUUAAUAUUUUCAUCUAAAUUAUCUUUAUCCAAAUUUAUUCAAGAGUACCAACACAUAUGUAACCAUAACAUUACAAAAUAUGACAUGAAAAUAAUAAACAUAUUUUCCUUAUUUUCACAAACAAAAACAACAACCAAACUAAAACAUUACAUGACAUUAAAACAAACGAAAAAAAAUUAACCUAACCUAAACUUAAAAAAAAAACACAGCAAACAGUUUUUUCAUAGUCCCGAAGUAUGUGCUGAACAGUUCUGCUAAACCUAACUUUUGAUAAUAUAAAUUUAUGUGUUUAUGUAACUUAGAAAUAUUGUAUUCAUAUAUUUUUGUUCUCAUCCGAUUGUACUUAGAGUAUAGUCUGACAGAGCAACUAUAUCAAUGCAAAUUCUACCAAAUUACAUAAUCAUUGUCUCACUAAUUUAAAAAAAAAACUCAAAAUCUAAUACAUAUUUUUCAAUUUUAAAAAACAUUUAUAAAACAAAUUACUUCAAUCAGUCAUAAACCGAACAGAUUAGCAAAAGAGUCAUCAAUAACACUGUAAUAUUUUCUUAGAUUCAUUUUUUUAAAGAUCAUGUAAUAUUAUUUUCAUUUAAUUAUAAUCCGAUAACUUUCACAAUACUAGCAACAACAACAAAAAGUUGCAAAUAAAAUACAGAAUAAAAAACACAAGACGAAUCUCACAUCUUAAAACAAAAAAAAAACGUUAUAAAUAUCUAUAAAAAUAUUUUUCUAAAAAAAAAAAAAAAAAAAAAAAAAAAAAAAAAAUUUUAAAUUUAACUUUAAGACCUCCUAUAACAACAAUAAAAAUAGAUAUUAAAAUAAAUGAAAUAUAAGAAUAUUGAACAUUUAAGAAAAAAAAAAAUUUUUUUUUGUUUAUUUUUCUUUCGCAAAUGACUAAAUUAUAAUAACCCAUAACAAAACUUAUUCAACUUAUAACGAAAACAAAUUACCACUAAUUAAAUAGAACUAAUUAUGUAGAUUAAUUAUAACACCUAGAAUUCGAAUCAUCCUUAAGUACAAAACCAAUUUAAAAACCUUAGCCAACCCUACAUUAAUUACAUAAAUACCUUUCAUCAAUUGCACAUUUAUUAUCUUUAAAGCAAAAUCUUAUCCUAAUAUAUGUGAUCAAACACAUAUAUUCAAUCAAAAAUAAAAAAAAAAAAACAAAUUCUUUUUUCAACACAUAGCGAUUCAACGUUACAUAACUUCAAAUUUCUGGACAAUCUUCAUCAUCCACAAUAGAUUGGAGCGUUGGAAAAAGAUUACAGACAUCUCAAUAAAUAUCUGAGAUCUUUACCCAAUAAGCACCAAUGGAUUGGGACGAUACGACGAAAAUUCCUAGCUACACCACUAACUACUAUACCACAACACAAAAUUAAAAAAAAAAAAAAAAAAAAAAACAAAACAAAAUAAAAAUAAUAAAAUUUUCAAAAAUUACUGUCAACGUUCGACAAAAAUCGACAAAUUAAAAAUAUAUUUUUAGGCAUGUUUUCGGAUAUGAAAAAAUUUCAGAGAUAAAUCAAUAAGAAUUUCAAUAGUAGGAUCUGAUUUCGGUAUUUCUGAUGUAGAUUUCGAAAUAAAUGUAGAAGAAAGUAUAUAUUUUAAAGAAUAUUUGAACAACAAAUUAAAAAAAAAAACAAAAACAAAAAAAAAGCUGCAUCAACAUAUUAAGGAAAUAAGAUAAUGCAUCUUUUACAAUUUUUCUACAUAACCAAUUACAUGAAUAUAAAUUUUUAACAAAUUUGAAUUUACAAAAUUCAAAUUUUUCCCUAAGAGGGGUGGUGUAAUGGACUUAUUCCAAGCACCAUUUAGAAUAUAAGUAAAUAUAAAACAAGUGGUGCGAUCAUAUAUCGCAUCAGCAUAAAACGUCGGUGCGAUCACCCGCUGCAUCAGCAGGAAAGGGUAUUGCUACCGACGUGUACAAUAAACUGAUCGCUGAGUGCGAUUCAUUCAAGUACCAACGUUCGUCGUGUCUUGACUACUAGAUGACACUCCCGGGUCCGGCUAGGAAGCCGGACCAUUUUAGUUACCACAAUAUGAUUGCUUUUUGGCAAAGUGGGGUGGAAAGUAAACAGAUACGAAAAUAUGGAUUUCACCCUUCAACAGAACUUUAACCCAGACAUCUUCAAAUUCGGCAUGUUUCUGGGUUAUGAUUUGCUCAGAAUCAUGCUGAACCCCAACAGCUACAAGCACUCCUCCACCUGAUUUCUUAUCAGAUAGUGAUAAAUCACGAUCGCUCCUGAACACAUUAAAGGAACUGUUGAAAACUUCUUCACUUUUAAUAUCUUCGUUCCAGUUCGUUUCCGUUGCUAAGAUGAUUGAGUAUGAACAUCCACUUAUUCUGUUAUUAAUGUGAUUAAUUUUGAGUGCACUGCGCAUCCUGUUGAAAUUCUGAGCAUAAAUCAAUACUUCAUUGACUACUGGCGUUGUUUUUUCUUUCUCUGAGCGUCACUGAUUUUGAGAACACGAAUGCUUACAAUAACAUCCAUCACACGGGAAACUUGCUGAUCUAAAAUUAUUGUUAUUGUUAUAGUUGUGGCUGCCAGCCAAAUGGUAAGGACACGAUACAGCUGAAGAGGUCGCGGGAGUCGUUAAGUUGAGCGGGCUCGUUGAAACGGUAGGCAUGAAAGAUGAUUGUGACUCAUUAUUCGCUGGGUACGGAUUAAGUACUUCGCCUCGUUGAAAAGAGAUAUGCUGGAGAUUAGGUGGGGGUCGAGAAAAUUUAUCCUUCGCUGCAGCAAGAAGCACACGGUCUGGUGGUAGUUGGUUGUAGUAGCUGUUGUUAAGAUUCCUGUGUUUCAUUAUGUGAAAUCACAUAAUGAAAGUAAACAUAUUGACUUUCUCCUCAAGGCCCAAAUAGAUACACGGCGUAAUGACGCCUUCUCCAUACAAAUUAGAAGGCGUGAUUGCGCCUUCCGCUGGGCCCCUUUUAAACGAAACCUUCCAGCUUCGCCUUCUAGCAAAGAAGGCAGUCGCAUAUCGCUUCCAACAACAAAUGCAUAAAGAUUUUGUGAAAAUAAUACUGUGUGUGAUUUUUUUGUGUCUAGAUGGAUUUCAGCGAUUUAGAUGACAACCAAUUACUUUUGCAAACGGUCAAAACUGUUGCAGAUAUUUUCAGAUGUGAGAUCCUGACAGCUGCAGAAAAAGAAAAAGGAAACCUAAAGAAAUGGAAGCGAUCAUGUUGGACGACUGACUGGCUCUUAAAGCGGCCAGUUGUGGGUGCGUGCGCCAAAUUGCUUCACGAAUGGUAGUGCGUCAUGCCAAUAGAGCGGAUGUUAUACAACGAUUUCCGUCGCAUGAACGAAGAUAAUUUCUCUUAUCUGUUGAAAAAAGUUAGUCCACUCGUCCGGAAACAGGAUACUACAAUGCGUAGAGCAAUAUUUCCUGAAAUUCGACUGAAUGCGACGAUUUACUAUCUGGCGACGGGCGAUAGCUUUCAAUCGAUGGCGAUAAUUUUUCGAGUGUCGAAAAGUGCUCUCCACAGAAUUGUUCCGGAGACAACCAAACCCAUAUACCAAGCACUUGCUUCAGAAUUUCUGAAGGCUUUUUGUUGCCUAUUUAUCUCGAUACUAAAAUGCCUUUCAAUCGAUGGCGAUAAUUUUUCGAGUGUCGAAAAGUGCUCUCCACAGAAUUGUUCCGGAGAGAACCAAACCCAUAUACCAAGCACUUGCUUCAGAAUUUCUGAAGGCUUUUUGUUGCCUAUUUAUCUCGUCUUGUUGCUAGAUCAUAACUAUUCUUGUUUGAUUGCGUUUGUAAAUUGGUUUGUGCAGGUACCCACGAGCCAAUCCAAAUGGCAAUCCAUUGCUGAUAGAUAUGAGACAGUGUGGAAUGUUCCAAACUGUAUUGGAUCAUUGGAUGGCAAGCACAUCAGGAUCAUUGCACCACCCAACGCCGGCAGCGCGAACUACAACUACAAGCAUUUUCAUUCCAUCGUUCUAAUGGCCAUGUGCGACGCAGAUUACCUUUCACGUACAUCGACGUUUGGUAAUUUCGCAAUUAUUUUCUAUUAGUACAAACGUUUCUGUCGUCUAAAUAUUUGUUUAUUUAUUUGUUACUUGUAAUAGCAUGAACUGUAAACUUUGUAUUUGUUUUUAUUUCACUAGUGCAAAUGGCCGUGAGUGCGAUGGCGGGAUCUUUAAUAAUUGUUCACUUUUUCAAUGCCUUGUGUUCAUUGAACUUGUCACCCUAAAAACCUUUGCCUGGCCGCAAUACCGCAGUGCCGUGUGUUGUGCUCGCUUAUGAUGCCUUUGCAUUAAAUCCGUAUAUUUUGAAACCGUUUCCUGGACGUGCUCUGAGUGUAAGCCAACGUUUGACGGACUAUCGUAUUUCACGCAGACGCCGUACUAUCGAAAAUGCAUUUGGUAUCAUGUCGAUGCGUUUUCGAGUGUUGCUAACUUACAUUUCGUUCGAUGCAGAUAAAACAAAGCACAUCACCAAGGCCAUUUGUGCAUUGUACAAUUUUCAUAUUAUGAGUGGCGGCUCAAUCUACUCGUCAGCAUUAGCUAAUUCAUGCAACAAUCAAACUGGGGAAGUCGUAGAAGGAGCCUGGCGUAACGAAAACACGGCUUUUGGCUGCAGACUGAGACGGCGCUGCCUCGUUAGUGAACGUGAUCGCCAAAUGAAUGCAAUUGAAGUGCGCAACGAGUUUAUGGCUUUUAACGAAGAAGGGCAAGUCCCUUGGCAGUUACAGAGGAUUGGGAUGGCUGACUGGAACGGCGAUGACGAGAUGGAAGUGAACGCAACGCAGUAAAUAAUCAUUUUUGAAGUAGAAUACUUCUCUCAGGAAGUUCGGCUACAUAGGGAUGUGAAAUGAAAAUCUAAAACCGAAAAAAGUGAAAAUAUGUCCAAUUUCAAAUGCUAAUAAAUCGGUUAGAAUUCGAUGGAUUUCCUUCGUUCUUGCAGCAAUAGAUUGGAAAAUUUUCUAAGAUUCUUCCCAAAUGCAGAUAAUUGUAAUUUUAUUAUUCAAACUAUUGUGCUAUUGAAAAUAGUCAAGCCUUGUCAAAACUGAUUGGUCGUUAUAUGAUUGCUUUCCAAGCACGGUCGACAGAAUCAUAGACCUUGCCAUUUGAAAUGUGCAUUUUGGCCUAUAUAAGAGCCUGUUUCAGCCGAAGCCGCUAAUUAUAAUUCUAGACUGCGGCAACAGCAGUCCUCCCUUAUUAGCAGCAGUAGCAGUGCAGUGAAUACAGCAGCAGUAUCAGCAUCGAUAGAAGGCCGACUGAUGCAGGGCAGCGGAUAUCAAUGGCAGCGAAUAGCGACCACAGCUGUGGCAACGGAUAUCACCAUCGAUAGCAGCAGGGACAGCUGAUGCAGUGGGGCAUUUUAGUGAAAUGCUGUCUCUGAACGAUGUGCACACUAGUAAAUGCAUCCAAUGAAAAGAACGUUCUGGAAAGCUCGCGUUCAAAAUACAUGAGUCGUCUAGUUUUGAGUGUCACGCUUUUCAGUGUUUAUUUUCCCCCAAGGAAUACUUUAUUCGCUUUGCCAGUGAUAACGAAAAGAUGUGAUCGGCAUCUUAUCAGACAUUGAAUUGAACAACAAAUUGUCCUUUUCAGGAUUAAAUAAAACCUAAUUGAAGAGUUGAUAUUUUCUCUAAAAUCAAUUUACUCUUUCAAGAAAUUUGGAACAGAUAUAUGUUUGGCUUGAUGUUGAAGCGCAAAAUUCGACUGAUCUGAUGCUGACGCAGGGCAGCGGAUACCAAUGGCAAUGGAAGCGUCCACUGCUGUGGCAACGGGGAUAGUGCAGCGGUUGCAGUUGAUCUCAAUACAAAUAUUAGCAGGGCCAGCUGAUGCAGUGGGGCAUUUUAAUGAAAUGUCGUCUCUGAGCGAUAGCGGGCACACUAGUAAAUGCAUCCAAUGAAAAUAACGUUCUGGAAACCUGGCGAAAUUUGGAGCAGAACGUUCUGGAUACCUGGCGAAAUUUGAAGCAGAUAUAUAUCUGGCUUCAUCUCCGUGUCUCAAAGCGUACUGAAUUAUCUUUUACUUCAGUCAUGAGCACGACAUCCGAAAUACUUUCAUUAUCUGCUUAAAAAUUAAUUUUUCACAUAACCAAAAUUUAAAAAUUAUCAAGUCCAAAUCAUGACAAGCAACCUACUAUAUUAUUGAAAAUGGUCAAUCCUUGUUGAAGCGCAAAAUUCGAUUGAUCUGAUUGGUAGUUAUUAUGAUUGCUUCCCAAGCACAGUCGACAACAACACAGACCUUGCAAUUGGAAUGUGCUGUUUGUCUGUAUAAGAGUAAGGAUGGGAAUAUCGACUGGAAUGGCUAUCGAUAGUUAUCAAUGAUUUCCUGCUACUAUCGAUAACUAUCGAUAGGUUUCUCAUCCCUAUAUAAGAGCCUGUUUCAGUCGAAGCCGCUCAUAAUAGUUCUAGACAGCGACAACAGUAGUCCUUCCUUAGCAACAGCAGUAGCAGUGAAGUGGAUACCAGGCGGAUAGCGGCGGCCACAGCUGUGGCAUAGCGAUGGAUAGCGCACUAGUUGCAGUGAAUCUCAACAUCGAUAGCAGCUGGGCCAGCUGAUGCAGGAACAGCGGAUACCAAUAGCAGCGUUUAGCGGCCAAAAUAUUGGCAUGGCUACGGAUAGCAUGGCAGUUGCAGCGGGUAUCAGCAUCGAUAGCAGCUGACGCAGUGAGGCACUUGAGUGAAAUGCAGUCUCUGCGCGAUAGCGGGCGUAAAUGCAUUCAAUGAAAAGUUGACUCAUUUCGACAACACAUGAGCCGUCUAGUUUUGAGUGUUAAAUCAGCUUUUCACUGUUCAUUUUAUCACACGGAAUACUUUGUUCGCACUGUCAGUGAUAACGCCAAGAUGUGAUCGGUAUCUUAUUCGAUAUUGAACAACAAAUGAAAAAAUGACUGACACGCAAGCAGCCGGGCUAUCUUUCUUGUAAAAGUAUUCUACUUCAUCCUUGCGGUCGUGGCUUUGCACACAACCCUCCUGUUAUUUCAUCUCUUAACAAUUGCUCUUCAAAUAGAAUUCUUCAACUUUAUAAAAUAGCAUAAAUGUUUUGCUUUGGUUACAUAUUUCCUUAAUCUUUUUGUUCUUUCUUUAAAUAUUUUCUUUUA